Molecule: messenger RNA, 30371 nt
Organism: Xyrichtys novacula (pearly razorfish)
Lineage: Eukaryota; Metazoa; Chordata; Actinopteri; Labriformes; Labridae
Source: the annotation of a GenBank genome assembly
AUGCCUGGAGAGGGAUUCACCAUCAAAAGUCGAAUCAGGAAUUUACUUCGCUCUCCAUCGAUUAAGCAAAGGACCUGGAAGAACAGGAAACAGGAUCUCAGCAGGGUAUUUAUGCACAAAUCCUCCAUUUCAAGUAGGACAGGUCGAGUGAUCAAGUUGACACGCAAUGUGAGAUAACAAAUCAAUAUGUGAAAUGAGUGGAAAGUUCGUGUUGUGUUACAAAAUUAUGUGUAGGAAAGACUACAACUAUGUUGCACGUUAUCUAACGUGUCUUUAGUGCUGUAAGAUAGUAUAAACACAAGCAUGUAUUGGUGUUUUUUUUAACUUUGCAAACCAAAUUUGUUCUAUUGAAUGGUUUAAAACUCAUUUAUUUUGCUAAGUAAAUUAUCUACUAUAAAAGGAAAGCUAAUGAAAGAUUACAUGUUUUAAAAACAAUCAACUCCCUUUUUAAUAUGUAUUUUUAUUUUGUCCAUAAAUCAUUGGUAACACUUUACAAUAACCAUACAGACCAUUGUUAAAUGGUAAGCCAGUAGUUUGUUAAUGUGUAAGCAUCAUUUAUAAAUAGCAUAUAGACCAUUAAUAAAUUGUAAAUUUUACAAUUUUAAAAAUAUAACCCUAACUUUACAAUAACCCUCUAAGGAAUGUUUAUAGAUGGUUUAAAAACCAAAUAUUAACCAUUUACAAAGUGCUGCUGACACACAUUUUAAUCUAGCUGUUUUACAAUCAAUAUUUAAACCCUAUAUAAACCUUUGAUAAAUAGUCCUAUUAAUAAUUAAUGAAAAUUAUCAAUCAUAUUUCAUUGCUUGUUAAUGGUAAAGUAACUCAAUCAAUCAACUUUAUUUCUAUAGCACAUUAAAAAGAACCACAGGGGUAGCCAAAGUGCUGUACAUUGUGACAUAAGAACAAAUAAAACAAGCAAAGAACAAGAUAGAGCGAGCAAAAAUACAUAAAUGCAAUAAAUAAAUAAAUAUAUAAAUAAGCAGGCUCACGGUAAGUGCUAAGAGGAAAACAAAGAAAAUAACACUAAAAUGUAUUAAAAGCCAAGGAAUAAAAGUGAGUUUUUAAAAUUAUUAACUUACAUUAAUAAACUAUCUAUUUGCCAUUUAUAACUGGUUUCAUAUUCUGUUUUUAAAUGAUGAUUAAACAUUAAUAAACUUUUUAUUUACCAUUUAUAAAUUAAGGUUAUUGUAAAGUGUUACCAAAUCAUUUACCAGGCUUUUUAAAUGAAUUUCAAAUCAUCCAUAAAAACAAACAUUGAUUUAGGCCGUUUUGCUUGUCCACGUCUGUUAAGUUAUGAUCGGUUGUAAAUGUUAAUUAUCCAAUAAUACCUCAGCCAAUAAAACAGGCUUGUCAGUAAUAAUUAAAGAGGCCCCAGUAGAAAGUUAUAUCCAGGGAAACAUAAACAUCACCCAGCUUUUAUGAGUUGUUUUGGUUUGAUAUCUGUCAGACUGUGCUUUUAAUGAUUUAAUAUUAUUGUUUAGUUUGACUCGGGUUUGUUCGUUUAAUCAAUUACUCUCAACAGAUGCUUCAUAAUUCCUGGGACAUACUGACUGCAAAACUUCCCAAGCUGUCUGCCAAGUUGUCUGUUUAUUUAUUACAAGCUACCUGAGCUGUGUCCUCUUUUUACGAUGAUUUUGAACACCCAAAAGAUGAAAAGAUGAUAUCAUUUUGGUUUGACAUUUGGAAGAAAGGAAAAUUUACACUCUGUAGGUCCCAGACACAACGCAUGAUCACAGAGAGAAUAAUCAAUCCUGAGUUUCUCUGCAGGUGUGCUGACGCUGAUAUUUAUUUUUAAUGUGGCAGUUUUCACACCCUGAAUAAUCCUAUAUCAGUUGCAUAUAUACAUAUUUUUGUCUAAUUUUUAUCCUAAACUGCCAUGAAAGCCUCUGAGAGCCUCUGAGACUCAGGUUUGACUGUAGUAGUCUGCACAUUUUCUUCACAUGCUGUAACCUACACUAAUCUACUACUGCCUUUGAUUUAUUGACGAGGAUGUGAAGUCCUAUCACUGCUGGUAAAGUCUGGUACACCAAACUGCUGAACAUUAACAUCUCUCUGCAUACAGGUGACUUUGGAGAAGGUGCUGGGGAUAACUGCAUCAGGAAACUGCGGUUUGGCCUGUGACCCCCGAUCUGGACUGGUCGCAUAUCCUGCAGGGUAAGGAGAGAUAGAUACACCAUUUUUGCAUCCUUAUCUUUUCAUCCGACCUUUGACUUAUCAACACUCGCAGCUUCCCUAUCACAUCUACCUCACCCCGAUGCUUAGUGUGCAAAUAACUGCGACUGUGGGGCUUAUCUUUGCUCUAUCUCGGAGGAACUAAAGAGAUUGUAGGCUUUCUCAUCAGAGGAACUCCACAGCUUCCUUUUAUCCUCUCCUCAGGGUAGCUUCCUUUGACUCUUUCUCUGAUUCACUGAAUUAAAACAUUGUGUGGUAUGAUUUAAUCUGCGCAAACAGUAGCACAGGCUGUGUUAACUUACUUAGUAUAGACAAUACAAUAAAAAGAGACAUGCGAGGAGUAAGUUGGAGGAUGAAGAUCUACAGUAGCGAUGCUCCGGGCCCUCAGCCGGCAGGGUGAAAGCACAGUUAAAAAUCAGGCAGGCUGGCUCCCACGAGGCUGUUACAGAAACAGUGCACUGAGCUUCUUUUGUGGUGUUUGCAAAUCUUCUGACAAAGCUGAAUUAACACUAAGAGGGUCAUUGGCUGUGUGGAGUAUUGUGUGUGUGUGAGAGAGAAAGCAGCGCUCGUGUGUGAGCAUGCAUGCUUGGGCAUUCCUGUGCAUACAUGUGGGUGGGGAGCCGUCAGUGUGUGUGUGUGUGUGUGAGAAUAAAUCUGGUUCUAACUUUUGCUUCAGCAAGCUGUAUUCGAAUUUUUUGCACAAUCUGGCAGUCCACCCACAGUCUCAGUUUAAAUCAGAGCAAGCUGUGGUUCCACACAUAACAGGUGGAUUAUUACUCAGACAUGCUUGAUUUGAACAGAAUGUAAAGGGGGACCUUUCUUGGCAGGAAACAAUGGGGUUAUGACUGCUAGGAUCUAAAAAUGAAAAAAAAUAGUGAAUGUUACAGCUUUCAUUGUAUUCUUAGUUUCUUGGCAAGUAGCUUAUCAUAUGCUGCUUCUUAGAAUCGUCUUGCAGCAUAACAAAAACGUAAACAAAAUAUCUGCACGAUAAAGUAUUUGACCGUACAAAGUGUAUGGAUCGUCAAACCUUGUUGCGUAAUUUAUGGAUAUUUAGUAAAGCGCCCAAAUAGAUGCUCUGAACGUGUGCAAACGAGAGCUGAGCAGCUCUGUACCACGUAAAAAAAAAAACAUUAUUAGACGCUAUAGCGCUUAGACAUGAUCCUGGUGUCUUAAAAGAGUCAUUCUUGCCCUUUAUUAUUCAGCUAUUUUGUUGUAGUAUUCGGUUAUUAUAAACUACACUUUAUUUCAUAAUACUUAAUGAGGUUUAACCGGUGACAACAGACCUUUGAUUAAUCUCAGUACAGCAUGUAAUGUAUACUAGAGCUUAAUAAUGUAAUCUGUUAACUAUUUAAUGCAUGAAUAAGUACAACGAUUCUGCAUUUAAGGAGUUAAUGUAUAAGAAUAUUGCCAAGAAAGCCCCCCAAAAGUAAUUCUGACCCUUUAUUAUUCAGCUUUUGGUUGUAAUAAUUGGUUAUUAUAAGACUACCCUUUAUUUCGUAAUACUUAAUGAGGUUUAACCGGGAAUAACAGACCUUUGAUUAAGCUCAGUACAGCAUGUAAUGUACACUAGAGCUUAAAAAAAUAUAAUCUGUUAACUAUUUAAUGCAUGAAUAAGUACAACGAUUCUGUGUUUAAGGAGUUAAUGUUCUGUGAAAUAUGCAAACAGGUCACAGAAUAAGGUUUCAUUAUGGCUCAACCAAGAUUAGCCACUUUGGUUUACUUCAAUAGAAAUUUGUAACACUGUAUGAAUCCCUGUGUUAUGUCAGAGUUGGUAAGGACACAGUGUGUGUUCAAGAGUUUAAGGAUCUGUAAACUGUGCGUCAUUUGUUCUUCUGUUGACUGAAAAGACUUGCAUUAGAAGAGUGUUGGCAUAUCUCACUCACACUUUACCUUAAGACUUAAAAAAACACAUGAAGUUGUUAAGAAGAAUUGUCAAUUUAUUCUUGAUCUUCUGUGAAGGUGUGUGGUUGUCUUGCUGAACCCCAAAAAGAACAGACAGCAUCACAUAAUCACUUCAAGGUGAGUAAAACACUUAAAACAUCUGCAUGAGUGUUUCAUAUAUUGUGUUAUAGAUUACAUUUUUAAAACCUGAAUAUAGGCCGUCUUGUUUUCAUACUCUUGAGUGCCUUAAUUUGAAUUAUAAAACCUGAAAUAACCAAUGCUGACUUUAUUUUUGACAUUUUCACAGAAAAACAAUCACAGCUCUUGCCUUCUCACCUGAUGGAAAGUACUUGGUCACAGGAGAGGUGAGUCUGCAGCCAUUUUUGGCUCUGUUGUAACCUGUUUCUCACCUGUGGUAGAUUGAUGAAUGUAUGGUGGGUCAGUAACACUUCACAAUAACCAUAAUUUAUAAAUGGUAAAUCGAGCAUUUAUAAAUGGUAAGCAGAUAUAUUAUCAAUGUUUAAUCAUCAUUUAUAAAUAGCAUAUUGACCAUUAAUAAAUUGCAAAUUUUACAAUUUUAAAAACCUAACCCCAACUUUACAAUAACCAUCGAAGUAAUGAUUAUAGAUGGUUUAAAAACCAAAUAAUAACCAUUUACCAAGUGCUACUCUAGAUGUUUUACAACCAAUAUUUAAACCCUAUAUAAACCUUUGAUAAAAAGUCAAUUAAUAAUUAAUGAAAAUGAUUAAUCAUAAUUUAAUGCUUGCUAAUGGUAAAGUAACUAUUAACUUACAUUAAUAAACUAUCUAUUUGCCAUUUAUAAUUGGUCUAUAUGCUGUUUUAAAUGAUGAUUAAACAUGAAUAAACCAUCUAUUUACCGCUUAUAAACUAUGGUUUUUGUAAAGUGUUACCGGUGGGUCUUAUUGUGAAAGGUCCUAUUCUGACUUCUCCCUGUUAUGAGUUGGUCAAACAUCUACAGUUAUGUUGUAGUAAGACCAUGUGCCCCAACACAACACGAUAUCUUAAUCUGCACCGGCCAAUCAAAGCGGAUUAAAGACUUCCCUGUGUAAGUGGAUGGACUUGCAGUUGCCAUGACAGCAAGGACCAAGUUCAAAGAUCAUACGUGUUGAGGAUGAACUCUUUUGCCGCCACUUAAAAAAAAAUACAGAUUUUUGUAGGCUGCCAGCAUGUAGGAUUUGACUUUUUGAACAGAUAUUCAAAGCUUACAGAUCUGAUUUACCAACACAAAACAUUAAUAUAGUCAGAAACCAGAAUGAUUAUGGAUUUUUUUAAAUCUUGUUUUCACUCUGUAUUAAAAGCCGAGACUAUCACAGCUCUAUUACAGGAUUUCCUGACAUCUUUGAAAGCUGGGAAGAGCUCAAGACAUUGUGAUGUGAUGAAAUAGUAAUGUAGAUUAAGGACAUGAAAAACACAUCCUUUUUGUUUCUUCAUUUUAUCAUUUUAAAUCUGUAUUCGGUCUCCUUUCUAUGCAGCUCUUUGUUUAUUUGAAUGUGGUCCAUUUGCAGCGUUCUGCAUGCUUUCUCUCCUCCCAUUUAUUAACAGUGACCUUUUAAAGGUUGUUGUACUACAUUAGAAUAAGAGACUACACAAAUAGCAUGCUGACCCUUUGAUCCUGAGAGAGAAUAAUGAGAACAGGUUGAGGGAUAAGUAACUGUAACUGUUUGCUGUGAGCAGGGGUCAGAGUGGAUAAUCUCUCGGAGAGCUGAAUAGAGUGGACUGACAGGUGACUACUAUGGCGCUGCCUGAACCGCUGGAUUUACAGACAAAACAAGAGACCUUGUCAGAUCAGUUGUUUUACCCAGUUUCAACUGUUUUCCUUCAGAGUGGUCACCUCCCCGCGGUGAGACUGUGGGACGUGGCGGAGCGCAGGCAGGUGGUCGAGCUCCAAACGCACAAAUACGGCGUCUCCUGUGUGGCUUUUUCCCCCAACGGCAAAUAUAUUGUCAGCGUGGGGAACCAACAUGACAUGAUGGUCAACGUCUGGGCCUGGAAGGUACAUCGUACUCAGAAGACACUUCUACCUCUUUGCCAAGGCUGGAAAUGCAACAAAUAUAUUCACACAAUUUCCCUGAUAGAAGCUAAAGGCUGUAAACUCCUUAUCCUUAUACCUGGCAUCAGGUCCUGAUGUCCUGUCAGAAGAAAAUCAUGUUUAAUAACCUGUAAGCUUCUUCAGGAGCUAAAUGUAGCCCUUUAGCUAUUUAAAGACAACAGCUAAUAUUAGCACGCAACUGCUUCCUUGCAGAAAUUAAGUGUGACAACAUUUUACGGCGUCCCUGGAAAGCCAAACAGCUGCAUUAGUCACCACCUGGCUAUCAUUAAUAAUUAGUAGUGGCAGAAGGCUGACUUCUGCAGUGAUAGCUGUGACAGAAGCUAAUAAAUAACAUUUGCAUGAAACAAAGCGAUGCUGCGAUGUACAGGAAGAAGGCUUUCCCCACUGUAGCUGUUGAGUUAAGUGUAAGAAAUCAUACAGCGCUUUGGAGGUGAUUUCCUUUUGAGCGUAAAAACUAGAAAUAGUCAGACACAGCUCGUCUUGUUUUGCCUGAAUAUUCAAGUUAAUAUAGUAGCAAAUGUAUUUGUAGUAUUGCUUUUCAAUGACACAUGUUGGUUUUUUAAUCUCUUGCAGAAAGAUGUCAUAGUGGCGGCCAAUAAAGUGUCCAGUAAAGUGACAGGCGUGUCUUUCUCAGAGGACAGCUCGUAUUUCGUGACUGUCGGGAACAGACACGUUAAGUUCUGGUAUAUGGACCACUGCAAAGCCAGCAAGGUAUGAAAUGAUGAUGUAGGUGCUACAUGUUAGUUCUUGAGCUGUCUGAGCUAUAGGUGGAUAAACCGUCACAGUUAAACAGGUUUGUUCAUAAUGUAUUAUGUGUUGAAUCCAGCGCUUGUAAUACUGUAAUACUGUCCUCUGUUGUUUUGUUGAUGUGUCCAGACCAAUGCUCCUGUCCCUCUGCUGGGACGCUCAGGACUGCUGGGGGAGCUGAGGAACAACUUCUUCUGCGACGUCGCCUGCGGUCGAGGCCCCACGUCUGAGUCCACCUUCUGCAUCACCUCAUCCGGCCUGCUGUGUGAGUUUGACAGUAAGAGGAUGCUCGACAAGUGGGUGGACCUCCGGGUGAGUGACUCACAGCGUUGUUUGGACAUUGCUCACUUUUACCUCUAAGGUGUUAUCUCUACCUCCUGAUUUAAUGUAGUAAAAUUAUAUGUUGGUGCAUUUUGACAUUUAUCUUGAGCUUUUAAACGCUGGACUGUUGCGAUGAUGGACUGAAUAUAGAACGGACAGCCUCCUCGUUGGGUGAAGCCACUCCGAGAACAGCACACCCUGGUGAAGGGCUACAGUAUAGGUUAUAAAUCCCGCCUCCGCCAGCAAAGCUUAUGGAGCUGUGGACAAACUUUAGAAAUUUGUUACACAGAAUAUACAUUUUUCUCCCCUCCUGCUUGUGAUGUUGACAUGUAGUUAUUGUAAGACUGGUUGUGCUCAAGUCCUCUUUUUUCUGUGCAGCUCCAUUUUUAAAAGUUAUUAGGGGGUUCAUGUUUUCUACGAUUGACACUUGACAAAGCCUAUGGGCGCACGAAGAUUGCGUAGCUCACCAGGGGGAUGUGCUGUUUGAGCCGAGCGUCAUCACAGCCACUCUUGUUGACUCUCCCGCCGAAUGUGAACAAUGCUGCUGCGCAUUUCUGGAAGUGGAGAAAAAAUGCAGAAUUACCGAAAGCUUUUUGACUUCAGAUCUGUAUACUGGCGUAACCAAGUUGUCCAUAGUUUAUAUAGUCUAUGUGUGGAAAAGCAUGACACCGUCCCUUUAAAUUAGGCGUUGAUGGAUGAUAAAUUACAAUAAGUAACUUCUUUUUUUUGCAGUGUAUGAUAUCAUUACACGUGAGCGGUUUAACUGAUAUGAGACAACAGGAUGAGUUUUGGUGAAACUACUUUGUCCACAGGGGGCGCCACAGUCAACAGAAACCAAAAGCUCCACAUUAGAGCUUUAAUAUAUGAAAUUUCAUUCAUGCUUACAUCAGUAAAUACAUGCCAUAGAAGAUUAAGCAUGCUGUUCCUAAUCCAGUUUCUUAAUCUUGUUGCAUUUGACUCAGUUGUCUUAGUUUUUCUUGAAUUUGAGUUUUGAAAUGUUACUUUUACUCACAACACAACAAGAUAACAUUUUACACCAUUUCGUGGUUGACUCCAGUUUCGCUUGAUACAGCCUAUGGGCGUACAAAGAUUGUUUAGCUCACCCGGGGGAUACGCUGUUUGUGCUGAGCGUCAUCACAGCGACUCUUGGCGACUCUCCCGCUGAAUGCGCACAAUGCUACUGUGCAAUAUUGGUCUCAGGAAAUGGAGAAAAAUUGCAGAAAUACAGAGAGCUUUUCGGCUUCAAAUCUGUGUACAGGCGGGAGGCGAAACCAAGUUGUCCAUAGUAUAUACAGUCUGUGGUUUUGACUCAAAUAGGCUGGACUUAGACUCCAGAGGUUUACUUUCAUUAAAAACUAUCAAAUAAAUCCUGAAUUUCUUUUUAUGUAUUAGUCUGUAUAAGUGAGUAUUAUCCAACUAGUAGUUUUAAUGAUCAGAGUCCAGCUGUGAUCCUUCAGAGAGAGCUGGAGCUGAAGGUGUGCUCGUCCUGCUCUGCUCCUGAGUCCUGUCAGAGGAUCAAAAAGGGAUUAACAAGGAGGACAAGGACAAGUACAGGAUGUGUGUGGCGGUUUUCCAAUGAGGACGCUUUUAUAUUCCGCUGCCACCUCCUGUCACCUCUGUCCUGACUGACCGACAGGGCUCUCACGAACUUUGCUGCAUUGGAUUGUAAUCUGAUCUGCAGAUAUUGAAUUUACUCACUGUAAAAUGCUCUACCAUUUGCUGCCUUGCAGACGGGCAUGGCUCAGUGUCUGACUCUGUCGGAGGACUUGAUCUUCUGCGGCUGUGCGGAUGGAACUGUGCGUGCCUUCAGCCCGGUUGACCUGCACUUUGUCUGCACGCUGCCGCGGCCACAUCCUCUCGGCGCUGACGUCUCCGCCAUCACAGAGGCCAGGUGAGGAAGAGCUCAGGAGGAGCAGAGCCUCUUCCUGGCAGGGAUCCUCUGCAGGAUCAGAUACUCUCUAUAUAUAGUCCCUCUUUUACCAUGAGGCAGCUCUUCACAGUAUAGUCAGUUUGGGAUCGGUCUGUAAGGGUUAAACAGAAAAAUCAGACGCAUUCAUUCUCGACAAAAUACGCCACGUGUCGCAACAUUUUUCAGCCAAACUCGCAUGUUAGCCGGAGGGAAACAAAGAGAUAGUUCACCAAGCUGAGUGUGGUGAUCCUGGUGUGGGUGUUUCAUGAAUAUUCUGCUGACUGUUCAGUUUGGCUGCUGCAGCAUCUGUGACUGGCAGACAGAUCUCUUCCUUGUUAUCUGAAGAGUCUCUAAACAGAACUAAGAGAAAGUCAGUCCCUAUCAAAGAUAUGAGACUAACACCGCAGAGGGAGAAACUGAUCAAAUCUAAGUUUAGGAAUAGGCAGAGUUAUUGACACUUUUGCUUUAAAUUACCUUUAAGUGUUAAUUAUCAAUACAAAAGAGAGUAGAAAAUCAGCAUUUCGAGGUGCUAUUACACACUAAUUGUACUAUAGGGCUGAAAACAAUUCAAUCACACAAUCGUAAACUUAAAAUUAAUCUACUGCCUUGAAUCAGACUCAGAGCGUUGCACAGUUACUCUAUCACUGCCCUGAUAUAGCUGCUGCUGUUCUGUUUUUAUUCAGUAACUACUUUGUCCUAUUUGGUUUUUUUUACAACUGCAAACUAUCACAUGAUCUCUUCUAAAUGUACCUCAAAGAGAUAUUUUGGUAACACUUUAUUUGAUGCCUAUCUCUAUAAAUCAUUAUAAAUAUAUGUAUAAUGCGUAAUAUUCACGUUAUAGCACUGUAUAACUGUAGUUAUAAACACUCAUGAAUGAUCAUAAUGCUUUAUUGCAAUAAUCAAAAUACGUUAUAAAGCAUUUAAAUGACUUACAAGGUCAGGUAUUAUAAUGUGUUAUAACUGUUCACAACUCACUGACAGUUCCCACAUAGAUAAUAUAUUACACAUAUAUUUAUGAUGUGUUAUAAUUUGCUUAUUAACUUGUGUAACUAUCAUUAUAAACAUUCAUUAAUUAUCAUAGGGCUUUAUAACAAUAAGCAUAACAAAUUAUAAUACAUGAUAAAAUGCUUUAUAAUAUGUUAUGAUUACAGCUAUAAAGCAUUAUGAUCAUUUAUGAAUGUUUAUAAAUAUAGUAAUAUAUUGCUAUAGGAUGAUUAUAACGCAUUAUGCAUAUAUUUAUAAUACGUUAUAGAGAUAGGCACCAAAUUAAGUGUUACCGAUAUUUUCAGAGUUUGUUUUAAAGAUGAGAUUAGACAAAUCGGUUCCCUUUAGUUUGAAUAUUUGCUUUGAUAUUGUGGUUUUCAUGAUGAAUUUUGUGGUCUCUCAAAUUAAGUUAAACCGGUUGUUAUUCCACAUGUUACAUCUAUUUUAUUUCAUGGGGAAUUCAGAUCUCUUCUCCAGAAAAAACCUGCAUAUUCCACCACAUUUGAGCACUUCUAGUGACCUUCGCUCUGUAGUUAUUUUACAGAUGUGACCUUGAACUCAUCAUAAUGUAACACUAGUUCGUUCAGCGAGCCGCCCAGCCUCCAUCAACACUGGAAAACUAAUUUUGAUGACUGGGACUUGCUCUAAAGUCGGGGUGUGCUUGCCAAAGCUGCCCUCAGUGGAGUAGGUGGAGUGGAGUGUUUUGAUACCAAUGCAAGUUUUUAGAUUGCACUCCAUGCGCUCACAGUCUAGACAGUGAAACGAUAGGAAUAUCAAACUUCUUUAACAGGGUUAAAAAUUACCUUGGGCUUGUUUUUUAUGUCGCUCUCAUUCCUUUAAAAACCAUAAAUUCAUCUUAUCAUGUAGUGACCCCUGCAGAGGUCCUCCAAACAAAUCUCCAUCCUCAGUGUUAUUUUUUAAAAAUAAGCAUCUUUGCCUCAGUGCCAUGAUCUUAAAAAAUGUCCUCUCAUCCCGUUUCCUUCCAGCCAUCUAUUUUCCAACAAGACAGACACUCGUUACCCUGACGCCAUCGCUCUGACCUAUGACCCUGUCAGCCACUGGCUCAGCUGUGUUUAUAAUGAUCACAGCCUGUACGUGUGGGACGUGAGAGAUGUCAACAGGGUGGGGAAGGUGCACUCCGCUCUCUUCCAUGCAGCCUGUGUUGGAGACUUAGAGGUAAACGGGAAAAUCCAGGAUACACACAAUCUUGACCACAGCGUUGUGUCUUUUUGGUUUGAACACUGAUAAACUAAAUUAACUGUAUAUUAGUUGUACAGUCUCAGAGCCGGCCCAAGCCUCAAUGGGGCCCUAAGCAAAAUUUGAUUUUGGGGGGCCUCUAUUUCUGCCGAUAAUAUUGAUCAUUCACACACCUUCACAAAUCUCUUCGAUUAACAUUCCAUAACAUGCGAACAUACUUUGCAAUUUUCCCUUCUUCAUCCCUCUUCUUCCUCUUUCUUUUCUCUGCUUCUGAAGGAUAUGUCCUUUUUUGCGACAUUGUUUUGCCCCACAACUACUUGCUCUUUUGAUGCUCAGUGCACAUCGCACAGCAGGAGGCACAUAACGGUAGUGAGAGCUUUGACAUACGGCAGUAAGAAUCAUAGGCCUACAUCAACAGCAGCAGCACUAAAAUCUUUACUUUAUUUUAUUUUUUACAAUAAUAUUUAUCUGAUCACACAGAAAGCAUCGCUCAUACAUGCAAAAAAUAAAAAAAAUAUUUAAAAGGAUUUUUUUGGUUUGCUCUUGGGGGCCCCCUAUUGGCCACGGGGCCCUAAGCAGGCGCCUAGUUUGCGUAUGUCUUGGGCCGGCUCUGUACAGUCUGACUACUAGGAAAGGAAAUUAAUCAUCUACUGGAUGGAUAUGUUCAGAAAUCGUAAUGUUCAGCCUGCUGUAAUGGAUAUCACUGACUCCUGUAUUCCCCAGAUGUUUCCAGAUGUUCCUGGAGAAUUUGGCGCUGGUUUAACAUCAGGUGCGUUCCUCAGUUGCUCCGCUGAUAACACCAUCAGACUGUGGCGCACGGACGACUGGACUCAGUUUCAGAACAUCCUCAGCAGUGUGAGUUUGUCGUGAGCAAAAGAAAAUGUUCACCCUCCAAAUUAACAAAUUUUUCUAUUAAAGGAUAAUUUCUCUGUUUUUCGUUGCUCUGCAGGAUCUUCUGAAAAUCAUCUACAUAGACGGAAACACUAGUGCCUUGUUGGACCCUGAGUGCACAGCUAAUGUAAACACAGACAAAGCCGGCGGGGAUGGACAGACAGCAGAGAGCAGGACAGGUAUCAGGACCAUCUGUGUCAGUCCAGACGGCAAACACCUGGCAUCUGGAGAUCGCAAUGGGAUACUGAGGUAGGACGGCAAGGUUAAAGCUCAGACUGAUGGCCAACUUGAGUAACCUGCUUUCUAAAGAAGUGCAUUAAUAUUCUGCAGGGUGUAUGACCUGAGCAGCAUGGAGGAGGUUCUCAAAGUGGAGGCCCAUGAUGCGGAGAUCCUCUGUCUUGAAUACAGUAAACCAGAAACAGGUCAGUGUGUGAUUGUGACUGUGGAGGAGAAGACUAUUUCUGUGCUGGCUGACAUGUGUGAUUAAGCUGUUUUAUUUACUGUCAGGCCUGAAGCUGCUGGCCACCGCUAGCAGGGACCGUCUGAUCCACGUCUUGGAUGCUGAGGAUGACUACAGCCUGGUACAGACUCUAGACGAGCACUCCUCAUCCAUAACAGCCGUCCGCUUUGCUGGUGAGCCACUUGAGACACUGUCAACAUCUGACAGCUAAUCUUCGCUUAAUCCUCGCUUUCAUCUCCAUUCAGUCGCACACAAAGUCCCUCUUUUAUUCCUCCUGCAGUGAUGUUUGUUUAAAUAAUAGAUGGCGACUAUACAUGUGUAUUUAGGUGGAGCUUUGUUUGUUAAGAGAAAAGCCGUUUCUGUGGUGCGCUUAAUUUCUCUCAGCUGUCACCCUGACAUUAUUCACAAUUAUUGAGUCUCUGUUUGGAGUUACGUUGUUUACAAUAGCUGUAAAUGUUCCUCUUGGAUUGAAACUCCUUUAAAAAUACAUGAAGUAGCCGACGGAUUGCAUAAUCACUUACAGGCUUUUAAAAGCUGAGAUACUUUUUUAAAGUUUUAAAAGUUUUGGUUGAAUUUUGUUCCUUUUACAGCCAAUGACAACAAGGUGAGGAUGAUCAGCUGCGGGGCGGAUAAAAGCACCUAUUUCCGCACUGCGCAUAAGGUAAGACAUGUUGAAUCUGUUUAUUAUUGUUUUAAUGUUAUAAUAAUAAUUUGUUUUAUUUAUAUAGCGCUUUUCAUGAUACUCAAAGACACUUUACAUAAAGCACACAAUUUGAAUAUAGUGAUAAAAUAAAUAAAUAUAAGUAAGUAAAAUAGUUACAUGUUAAAAGCAAUUUUAAAAGGUGGGUUUUCAGAAGGGAGUUGAAGGAGGGCGAGUCAGUGCAGGAUCUGAUCUGGACGGGGAGAGAGUUCCAGAGGGAGGGUGCGGCAAUGGAGAAGGCCCUGUCCCCCCAGGUUCGAUGAGUCAUUCGGAGGGGUGGGGACAGGAGGUUGGCAUCGGAGGUUGCGGGGGGGGAUUGUGCCUGUGGAGCAGGGCGCUGAUGUAGGAGGAGGCCUGAUUGUGAAGAGCUUUAUGGGUGAGGAGAAGGAUUUUGAAGGUGAUACAGUUUGAAGGUGAAGCGGGUGUGGGUGAGCAGGCGGGCGGCAGAGUUUUUGAUGAGUUUGAGGAUGAGGGUUUCUGCAGCCGGGGGGGAGGUAGAUGGGCGGAGGCGGGCGAUGUUUCUGAGGUGGAAAUAGGUGGUUCUUGUGAUGUGGUUGAUAUGUUGUUCAAAGGAGAGUUUCUGAGUUGUCGAUGGAGAGGUGGAAGUUGUGGGCGCUGUUGAUGGAGGUCUUGGGGUCGAUGAUGAUGAGUUCCGAUUUGUCGGCGUUCAGCUGGAGGAAGUUGGUUUGCAUCCAUGAUUUUAUAUCGGUCAGGCAGUGGGUGAGGGUGGAAUGCGUUGUGGUGGUGAUGUACAGUUGAUGUAAUGUUGAGAUGUUGUGAAUUUUAUCUGUUGUAGGAGCUAUGCUGCUGCCCUCUUGGCCAGGUCUCCCUUGUAAAAGAGAUUUGUAAUCCCAAUGGGACUAACCUGGUCAAAUAAAGGCUAAAUAAACUGUCUUGCAAAUAAUCACCAUCAAACAUCCAGUCUUAUAUUUUAGUUUUCUGAAAGACUACUACUACUUUCUCCACUUUCUCAGCACAGUUAGCUUAGCUUUAGUUACUGUUUCCCCCCUUUUUAGCCCCUCAAACUAAGAACUGCAUCGUCACCAUAACCCGAUAUAUUUAUCCUCUGUGAGUGAGUAAAUCUGGACCACAAUAGGAGCUUUUAAGCUUUAACUUGUGUAACUAAGUGAUGCAGCCUCUAAAUUUGCUUCUGGGUCACUGGGGCAAAUUUCUGUUUGGUCAGAGUUACAGAUUUCUCCUUAAGACGCGAGUCAGGCCACCGCGGUGACUCAUAGGCGUUCGAUUUUACUGAGGAACAAUAAACAAUGGCUCGUUGGUCUUUGGAAAAACUCCUCUGCGUUCGGUCAUUUCCGCAGCACUCGAUGAAGAAACGAGUUCUGACAGGUCUGAGCUCGGCUGCUGUAAAGGAGCAUCUGUUAUCAGUUUCUGAGUCGUACUCCAUGUUCUGCCUUUAAUGUAAUUAAAAUUAGGGAUGUGCCAAAGCAAUUAAUUCUGUUGUUUAAAUGAAAAACUCAAAUCAAUACUAACUGGCUUUCCUAAGGGUGGAAAAAAAAAUCAAACUCUGUGUAGUGCAGCAUUAAAGCAGUGGCUGUUUACAAGAGCAACAUUCCCAAGACACACAUUUCAGGCCUACAGUAAUAGAGAUACAAAUUUAACCAAUUCUGUUGCCUGCAAGUAAAGGUGACUACUUGCACUAAUUUAGUUGACUAAUCUGGCACGUCUUAGGUUAUCCCUUGCAUAUGUGAACGCCCGCUUAUAUAAAAUAACAUUACGACACUGUAUAAAGUUGUUCCCUUCAGCUUUAAGAUUCCUGGAAGUGCUGGUUUUCAUACUACAGCAAAAAUGCAUUUUAAGUAGCUGCAGCCUCUGAUUCGUCUCCUGUGUCAUAAUAAAUUUAUGAUUACUGGAUUGUGGUUCAUUUUUAUUGUUUCUUGUACAAGACUGAGGAAACAGAGAUAAAAAAAACAGGUGAAAAAUAGCAUGCACACAGACUGUAAGGUCAGUUAGUUGAGGGAUCACAAGCAGUAAUAUUGAAUUUUGGGGGAUUUUUAAAUAAAAUCAACAAGACAAAUGCUGCGUUCCAGUUACCUCGGAAGUCAGAUGUCGGAGCUGGGGAUGAUAUUACUCCCGAGUUGACGGCGUUCCAGUUAGCGAUAUAUUUUUUUGUAGGAUAAUAGGGGAAAGUCCAGCCUUCUCCGCCUCUGAUUGGCUAGAAAAGCUGGAAACAUCAUCACACGCUCAAGCCAAAUGCAGGCUGUCGGCUCUGUACGCCGAACAGAACGUUAGCGAACAUGAUCACACUUUUGAAUCGCCUAACCCUAGCCCCAAUCCCAACUCUAACCUUAAUCCGACAGAUGAUGACAUUUCAUAGUCAUAAGGAAUAACCAAUCGGAGCCCAGCACUUAUAGCCAAUCAGAGGGGAAGGAGGGCGGGACCUUCCCUUACCAUCCUACAAAGCAAAAUUUCGCUUCCAGUCAACAAGUCAGAAAACCAAGAUGUACGCCGACAGUUAGCCAUUGUUAGCUGUUGUUUACAAUUGUCAGUUGUUGUCAGCCGUUGCUAGUUGUUGUUAGCUAUACCAGUUGUAAACAACGCAUAACACAGUAUUUUACACUUACAAACACCAUAGCACUGUGUUCACAGUUAGAUGUUGGGCAGUACAACAUAAACCACUUAUUUAAUUUUACAAAAACAAAACAGAAGUGCUAAUAAAUAACACACUAUGAAAGCUUUCACUGUUACUCUUUACUGUUGAUGCACUGUGCUACCAUCUUGGAUUAUGACGUCGUCAAAGGGGGGUUGAAUUUCCAACUCGGAGCUCGGAAAUCCCAACUUCUGAGUACAACUGAAAUGCAUCCAAAUACAUGAAUGAAAGACUGGAACAUAUAUAGACAGUUCAUCAAUUAUUAGUUAGGAUAAAUUUUCAGUUUCUGACAUUUUGUUUUGCAGACUGAUAGAGGAACUGAGUUCAGAUGUUCCCACCACAACGUGAGGAAGACCACGCUCUAUGACAUGGGUGUCGACCCCACAGGCAGGUACACUGCUGUCGCCUGUCAGGACCGCUUUAUCAGGUGAGCGUGUGUCUUGCUUUUAAAAGUCCACAGGGUAAGAGAUGAGGGUAAAUGCUUUUAAAGACCUGAUCUUUUGUAGUGAAGUAGUUUGACUAAGUUUGCAAUUGUUUGCAGGAUUUUCAACAUCAGCAGCGGUAAACAGAAGAAAUUCUACAAGGGGUCUCUGAGCGAGGACGGCAGUCUGCUGAGGGUAACAUAUCUCAAACAGGCAGAAAUAUCCUGGCUAUGUCGUUAUCUAAAUAAGGAGCAUAUUAAUAUUUAUUAUUUAUUGCUCAUUUAUUUGUUGACUAAUUUUUUGAUUCGGUAACACUUUACAAUAACCAUAAUUUAUAAAUAGUAAAUAGAUAGUAUAUUAAUGUGUAAUCAUCAUUUAAAAACAGCAUACAGACCAAUUAUAAAUGGCAAAUAGACAGUUUAUUGAUGUAAGUUAAUAGUAACUUUACCAUUAACAAGCAUUGAAAUUAUGAUUAAUAAUUCAUUAGUUAUUAAUGGACUAUUUAUUAAAGGUUUAAAUAGGGUUUAAAUAUUGGUUGUAAAACAUCUAGAUUGAAAUGUGUGUCAGUAGCACUUUGUAAAUGGUUAAUAUUUGUUUUUUAAACCAUCUGUAAACAUUACUUAGAUGGUUAUUGUAAAGUUUCAACUGAUGUUUUUAAUACUUACUAAUGUUUAUAAGUAGUUUAUAAACUAAGUAUAAACAUUACAAGUUAGGGUUAGGGUUAGGUUUUUAAAUGUCUAAAAUUUACAAUUUAUUAAUGGUCUAUAUGCUCUUUAUAAAUGAUGAUUAAACAUUAUUAAACUAUCUGCUUACCAUUUAUAAAUGGUCUAUUUACCAUUUAUAAGUUAUGGUUAUUGUAAAGUGUUACCGUUGGUUUAAUUUAUCUUUUGAAUUUUUUAUUGUAUUAGGACAUUCCUUUAUUUACCUCUUCUGUAUUAUUCAUAUCUUUAUUAUUAUUUUCAUUUCUGCCAUAUGUUUAAAUUAUUGGAUGUUGUUGCAUAAAUACAAAAAUGUUUAAUGUAAAAAAAAAAGCCUAUUAAUGUGAAUAUUUCUUGUCCUGGCAGGUUCAGUUCGAUCCCUCUGGUCAGUAUGUGGCCACCAGCUGCUCUGAUAAAAACAUCAGCAUCUUCGACUUCUUCACUGGGGAGUGCGUCGCCACCAUGUUUGGACACUCCGGUAAGAAAAUCACAUCUUUUUCCGUGCUCUAAAAACACAAAUACUGAAGCAAAUUAACUGAACAUCGCCGUCUGUUUUGUUUUGCAGAGAUUGUUACUGGGAUUAAGUUUACCAACGACUGCAAGCACUUGAUCUCUGUGUCAGGCGACAGGUGAGAAGCAGUAGUGUGUUUAGUGGCUCGACUGGAUACACAGUGGGUGAAAUCCAGCAUAUUUAAGUGUAUGGCUCAGACUUCAGUAACAAGCACAGCCAUAAUAACAAUGAGCCAUCUAAAUAUGAAUAACUCGGUGGAAGUGAGGAACUGUAGAGGAGCAGUAGUCUCCCCUCUACUCUACCCAAUUUUAAAUCAUCCUGAGUCUCUGCUGCCAGAGGAAAUGAGCAGGGAAAUGUGUUUGCAGACAGUUUCCUCAACAGUCGAGCUGAGAUGAAAUGCUGAAUUUUUAAUGCCUGAAUGCUUUUAUCUCCCAGCUGUAUCUUUGUAUGGCGGCUGGCUCCAGAACUGACAAUCAGCAUGAGAGAGAGGCUCUGCCAGCUCCGACAAAACCAAAACACAUCUCCUGGAAAGACCCCAAGCCUCAGGUGAGGACGCACUAACACCACCUUCAGCUCUCAGAGGAACGUUUGGUGGUAGCAGUUAUUACAAAAAACCCUUUUUACUCCAGAUAAGACAAUAAUUCAUAUGCUGAAAUCCGUGUCUGUAAAUCCAGGCGAGAGGUGUACAGCGCCCCCACUCUGGGCGGCCUGUCCUCUGACAGUGACCGUGAGCACGAGGACGAGGACGGAGCAGAGAACGACAACCACAUCGACUCAGAGGACAUCGCGACAAACACGUCCUCUGACAGCAGUCACGGAGAGGAGGACACAGGUAGUUUAUAAACACAAACACAGACCAGCUGUUUACUGAGUCAGAACACGGUUUCAGCGAGUACAUGUUGUUUGUGUUGGAAAGAAUCUGCCACCUGUAGUUAUCCUGUCCUCUGUCCUCUCUGCGGCUCGACUCUCUGAUGAAACAUCAAGAGAAGAGCGAGCGGAAUUUGUUUUUAAGCUUCUGAUCAGUGUUCUCUUGUAAUCCACAGGCUGCUCAGAUGAGGGACAGAGCUGGACGCCGACGAAGGUUGGUCAUUAUUUCAGUAUGAAAGCUUUUCUUUUUUUGCCAUAUAUUAUUUAUUUAUAAAUUUAGUGUUGUUGACAAAAGAGAGUCCAUAAAUCCUUCCCAACCCACCCACUCUCUUCACAUAGCAACAGGAAGGAUACCAUUAAACAGAGUAAAUAAAUAAUAAGUAGAUUAGUAAAUACAAAUCUACAUGAACAUCUGCAUGUACAUUACACAUGCAGGUAAAUCAAAUUUCAUUUCCAGAGUUUUCAAAAUUUCAGAAUUCAUCAUUUCAGAAAGAGUUCAAUCUGCCACAUCCUGAAACCUCUUCUUACUUUUAACACAAUUAAGUGAAUUCGAGGAACGUUUCCUCUGCCAUUAUUUAGUCAUUUUGAAAACCAUCCUUUCUCUGCAUCCUCUGUAAAUGAAGAUUUCAAGAAUAAAGUCCUAAAUUUGUGAAAUUAAAGUCACAAUCUUGUGAAAAGAAACCUUCUUCUCUUAAGUUUACAAGUGUAAGAGUGAAAUCUCUUUUUUUUCCCUGAAAGGAGGCUCUUGAUUUGUGGAAAAUCAAAACUAAACAUCAAAUUUUCUACAAUUUUCAGAUAAAUUUGAUCAAAACUGAUCAUUCAACAAUGCAAUAAUAUUACAAAUAAAAAUCACUGCAGCCCCUUAAUUUAAUUCUCAAACACUGUGUAACAAUCAGUGAAUGUCUGCGGCUCCAGCCUUGUAUCUCUCUUUGAGUUUUCCAUCAGUACUUUAGAGGGACUGAAGUGGCUUAAAGGAUCUCGGCCUUCACUCCACCACACAUGAGAUUAAAUCCUCCAUGAUGCACCAGAGGGGAAACAUCCCGCUGAGUCCAAGGAGCGAUAAAGGCCAAAUAAAUUCCACCGUAAAACACGCAGUUAGAGUCAGAGCGCUUAAAACCAGAUCACACAGACGACUCCGAUAUGGAAGAAACUGACUCUUCAAGUCCUUUAUUCUCAUUUUCAGAUUUAUUUUUCACUGUGUCAAUGUCAAUCUGUGUGUUUUAUUUUUUUUCUAGCACGUGGACCCCGGCCAAGUUACUCCAAACCCAACUAAGCGUCCUCGGAGACGCUGGUCUAAUCGUAUGGGCUCUCUGGAGGUGAUGGUUAAGUCCAUGCUGGACCUGAGGCAGCUGGACUCCUUCUCACAUAAGAAGAACCCAAACUGUCUGCGUCAUGAUAGAGAACGUCAGAGCACAACCAGCCUCCAGGAGUCUGAGGUAGGCUGAGAUCUACUCUGAGUCCCAGAGAGCGAAACAAAAGGCUGCAUGUGUGUGUAAUACUGAAAUGUAAAGAUGUUAUGCUAAUUUUCUGCCGCUGCAGUUGGAGGAGAGAGCCAAGAGGCUUUGGCCUUGGCCCCACUCUGACUGGCUGUCCUCCCACCCAUCCAAGGGCAUCAGGGGGACUGAUGGAGCUGUGCUGUACCCUGAAGAGAACGAGAACCAUACAAGUCCACAGAGCAGGUAAAUCUCCACUGACGUAAUCAAAAUGACACUGAUGGGGAUUAAAAAUGCUUAUUUUACGUUAAUUUCUGGUUUCAAUGUCCCCCUCCUCUCCUUUUUCCAAUUACACACAACAGUGAAUACAAAGUGAAAGAGCAGCACUGCAGGAUGCAGGGGCGAGGGACUCACAGCCAGAGCCAGGAGAGCCGCAGCCCAGACAGCGCCUGCUCUCUGGACUACGACAGCAGGGAGUCCAGCCCGGACCAGCUCCAGGAAGGUGAGAUCCUGAGCUCAAGACACACAAACAAAAAAAUCAAUAUCACAGUCUAAAAGUCAUACAGAACUUUAUUUUUUAAAUGUUACCUUCUUUGAACCAGCUUUGUCCUCCCAGUGAAGAGGCUUUGUUCAGAUCAGUAUGGGAGAGGUUGACGAUAAAAAAGUAAAAUCAAAAGUUAGAUUAUGAGUCUGUUCGUGCACAGAAAGCUUAGACUGAGCAGAUUUUAUCAUCAGUUCGAAGGUUCAAAAAAAAGGGUCCAGAUUGUACCGUGUGUGAAGUGUAGAAACAAAAAGACUUUCUUCCUCAGUUCAAGAAAUUACACAACACACAGAGAGAGAGAAAGGAUUGUGGAUUUCAUUGUUCAAGUUUCAGAGGAAGGAUAAGCAGUUUGUUUUUCCUAGAAUGGGUUUGUAAAUCACACACUCCUGAGUCUGGGUGGAAAUACUCUGAAUACAGGCCGCUUCACUUUUCAUCAUCAAAUAGGUGGUGAGUUAACGCACAGUUACACAAAGUCUCGGGAAAAUCAUCACUCGACUUUAUGUCUGUCAUAAUCUUUGUCGCAGAGGUGUGCUCAGAUUAUUUCGCAGAGGUGAAGCAGCUCGAGCACUGACUAAUAAAGCAUAAUUGCAUAUAAAUAAUAAGCAUUUAUUUACGCUGUUUGUCUCCGGUAAUUAUGUCUAUGAACUAAUGUUCAUGCGGUGCACAGAUGUAUUUUUUCAGAUGUAUUCUGCUACUAUGCAGUUGUUUGCUACUUGGUUCUAAUUCAGCACAUAAUUGGUUCAGCGUGAAGCAGACCCAGAGCAACUCUCCUUUUCAUCGGUUAUUCAUAUAGUCUACCAAGACAUGGCAGAAUGCCGACUAUUGAAAAGAAUAUUGACCAUGUUUUAUGUUGAUAUUGAGGGAAAUUAAUUUUUCGAUGUAUAUCGUUAUCAUUUAAUCGCCCAGCCCUAUGUGCUACGAAGAAAGCAGCCUUUUGCAAAAUGGUCUCUGAUGGGUCCCACCUCUGACCAAGCAAACAGCCAAUCAUAGCUAUUGGGGGGUGGCCAAUUAUUUAUCAAGGAGGGCCCGUGACAUGUGUCUGAGUAGACAAUUAAAUACCACCUCCCCAUUUACACAAACCAAUUCCAUCAGACAUGCCUAAUUUAUGAUCUUGAAGUGUCUAAGAAAAUAAGUUUGGUUUUCCACAUUGAGAACAAUUAAUGGUAUACAAAGCUGCCAUUACGCUUCAUGAAAGAUAAGAUGAGGAUAGGAUAUGUAAAGCUGUAAGUGGCACAUCUGACAGCAUAGAAAUGAAAAGCAGGCAUUGAACUAUAAUGUUACAGAUAGUGGGCCAAGAACCAAACCAUGUGGGACACCUUUGUUGACUUGGAAGAACCUCAGAGGAAGCAUCCUUUAAUUGAAGUAGCUUGAUUUGUCCAGUGAGAUUGUUUGAGGCUAUCUCAGUGUAAACUCAGGAAACAAACAACUCAAUAAAGGGAGGUUAUAAUUUAAACAAUGAUUGGGAUUAAAUUUAUUGAAUAAUUUGUUUGGAGAGAAUAUACACAAAAGUCUAAAUGUGGGAAGAUGUUCAUUUAAGGACACUUUAACAGAAUCUGAACAUGUCUGAAAGGAGCGCUCCUGUAGAGUAAGCUUUACUUAUGUUUCAGUAACUCUGAAUUGAUGUUAAAGUCAAACCUGUAUGUUUCAUCUGAGUAUUUUCUGUUUCAAGUUAAAAAUGUCAGCUCAAAGUGUGUCAAGUGCUGGAUUUAAAAUGAGAAGUUGAAAUAUACAUGAAAGCCCCGAUCUCUCUUUAACGUGAAGUAAAGAUUUAGUCUGCCGUGUGGGGUUUGAGCGCACAGAGGCAGAGUUUUAAUUCACCUUCAGACGUCUCUGCGGCGUAAACCUCUGUGCUCUGUCUGGUCAUUUCUUGAAGAUUAUCUUAGAUCUCUCUUCUUUAUUCAAUAGAUGUAAAAAUAAAGGUCAAGGGGGGGCUUGAAAAGCUGUUUUUUUUCUCUCUGUCUCUCUCUUCCUUGUGCCUCGGCUGAACUUUUUCACCUUUUAUGCUCCAGAUUCUGCUGAUGUCGAGUCCCUGAGCCCAGACAGCUCUGAUGAGGAGGACGAAGACACAGAAGAGGAGGAGGAGCAGCAGGCGGAAGUGACGAGUAUAGACGAGGCUCUGAGGACAGUGACUGAUACUUCUGAACACAGCCAAGAAGAUUUCCUCAAUCAGAACUUUGAAACCCUGGGAGAGGGCUCCAGUACGGGUAAGUGAUGUUAAACACUUCAAAAACAGUCAGAGAAAUUCUUCAAAGUUUGGUAAAAUUGGACUCUUGUAGCUGCUGUGACUAAGAUAAGAAAUUUGAAACCACUUAGAUUUUUGUCUCAUGAAUAUGCAGUGAAGCUUUGAAUCUAACAGUCGUAAGAUUGGUGUAUUUUUUAUCUCGUCUUGCAAAAAUAAACCUUUAUACACACACACACACACACACACACACACUUAUAUAUAUAUAGUGUCGCUGUCCAGUAAAAAAACAAGAAUCUCCAAAAUUUGUUUUUUUCAGGAACAUUAAAAAACAAUUUUAUUCAUAAACUACCUAACAGAAUAAACCCAAAACACUGUAAUUAGACACAAUUAGGACCUGCAAUCAAAAUCUACAUUUACACAGUCAUUAAUGACCUGUUUGAUAUUUUAAACAGACUUAUGUACUUUACGUUUUGAGUGAUAAUGGACAUAAGAGUUUUUUUAAUAAUGUGCUCCAAUAACAUUUGGUUAUUUACGAGUUUUUUUCAAGUAUCCUGUUUAUGUCUCACUAUGUUGAUGAACUAUUGAUUGCAGGCUAUCCUACAUUUCCACGUAGCACAUUAGUUGCCAAACUUUUUGAGUCACGAAUCCCAAUUUGGUGUCUGCGACCAAGUGUGAGAGAGAAAAACAGCAGCAGCUUUGCCUCUAGGGAUGAACUUUGGCUCAAAAAAUUUAACGGACAGAUAAGCAACACCGUCAGAGUUAGAAAAAAGUUUUAUGUGAGGACAUGAAUGUAGCAUUACCCUGAACUGUAAUGAGUCUGUCACAGUGUAAAAACGUGAAAAUGCAGGGCCAGGGCGGGAGAUACGUGCUUUGUUGACACUUUCAACACCCAAUUGAGAUACAUGUUGAAAAGAUGUUAUAAAAUGUCUUUCCAUCGGUCAUUUGGAUACCUAAAGAUUAAAAAUUAACAAUACUUGUGCAACAGGUCGUACUGCAGGCCUGUUUUGAGCCUCUUACCAAAAUGGAGUGCACAGUAGUAUUUUGCUUUUACAAAUAAAGGAAAUCACAAGGUUUGAGGAGGUUAGUAAAAAUAAUAACCUACAGGACAAACUAAAGCAAAAAGCUACAACAGCUGACUUUCAGACCUUUGCUGAAGUAGAUAAGAUCGAUGGAUAUAAUCGGUUUUCUGUGUAAGGAUCAGCUGAUCCCCCAAAAUUGAGGAAAUCAGCUGGACGAUCGAUCGCUGCAUGUUUAGUCUAGAUCGCUAAAAGUGGAGAUUCACGCUUUCAUUGGACAGUGACGAUAUAUAUAUAUAGAGGUUUAUAUUGCUGUUCCCCUACACUGUAUUUUUGCACAGCAUACUUUGGGUCAAUCCACUCUGCCCCUGCUCCUUUUUCUCUCUGUGUCUCUGUGUGUUUUCACUUCUCCCUGCUACUUUCUCCAUUAUCCUUUUUUUUCUCUGUGUCUGUCCACAGUCGAGCAGAGCAGAGUCCCCAGGCUCAGUAUGUCUUCACGCUUCCUGGCCAGAGGACAUAAUAACAGGUACUGUUGUCCACUUUAGCCCAGUGUGGACUCACAGCUAUAAUUGCAAUCCUAUGUGGACUCAUGAACACGGCUCUGCUAAACCAUCUGUGCAGCUUUGUGAUGGAGCAAAGCUGUCAGGUUAAAUGACAACUAUGUUUGUUGUUAUUUCGUGUUUGAAGGAUCAAUUUUUCUAUUAAAAAGUGAGGCCUGUAGGGUUUGAAGUCACUGUAUAUUUUUAAAAAAGACUAAUGUUUUGGGAAAUAUGUUUAUUCCCUAAUCUGCAAGCUAAAUAUGAAGCUACAACUAUUAUUUCAACUGCUUAGUUUUGCACAUAGGCAGCUAGCGUGAAAAAACAACCUGUAAACCAUUUACUGUGUUUGUGCUCAGCUAUAUUAGUUGGCUGCAGGAUAUAAUUUCAGGUUGAAGGCACAGACAUGAGAGAGGAAUCAUCCCUCUCAUCCGACUCUGCAGGGAUGUGAACGAGUUUGUUUCCCAGCACGUUCAACUUUUUCCGCAGGAACACACGGCAUGUUUCUCUCACCUGCUCCCCCUAACCUUGUGAUGCGUUCUCCCGGUGUAGGGCAGUGCCCCCAUUUGCCAGAGUGCAUGGAAAGGAACAAGGCUGCAACUCCGCUAAGCCCCCUGUGUCAAAAGUUCGGCCCAUGAUGGAUGAUAGCCAGAGCAGAGACACUGAGGAGAAGACCCCCGUGUCCCCUGCAAGGUAGGGAAAAAAAUCACAGGUUAGGAGGUGUGCAGAGUUUAUUUUUAGGCAGAAUUCAGCAAAAGUUAACAAAUAAGACACUUGUACAACCCAAUUUCUAUAGAUGGAAAGAGAUUUACCAUUAUAUGAGAGACUGGGUGAGGUUAUAGGUCAGCUACUCCGGAAUGAUGUUCCUGGGUUAGGAAUUUUAGUAACACUUUAUUUGACGCCUAUUUCUAUAACGCGUUAUAAAUAUAUGUAUAAUGCAUAAUAAUCACGUUAUAGUACUGUAUAACUAUAGUUAUAAACAUUCAUAAAUGAUCAUAACGCUUGAUAGCAAUAAUCAUAACACAUUAUAAAGCAUUUUAUCAUGACUUACAAGGUCAGUAUUAUAAUGUGUUAUAACUGUUGACAACUCACUGAUAAUACCCACAUAGAUAAUGCAAUGCAACUGUUAUUAACAGUUAUAACACAUUAUAAUACCUGACCUUUUAAGUCAUGAAUAAAUGCUUUAUAAUGUGUUAUUAUUUUUGCUAUAAAGCAUUAUGAUCAUUUCUGAGUGUUUAUAACUAUAGUUUUACAGUGUUAUAACGUCAUUAUAACACAUUAUAAAAUAUGUUUAUAAUGUGUUAUAGCAGUAGCGUCCAAUAAUGUGUUACUGGAAUUUUAUCAUCUAUGGUAAAUAGUAUCACUGAAAGAUAAAAAGAAUCUGGAGAAAUCAUGAGAAAAAUAACAAAACUGGACCCUCAGGUGGCCCCGCAAUAACAAAACACAACUCUGUGAUGGAAAUCACUGCAUUUGCUUUAAGCCACUUAAAAAAAAAACAUUGUUUAUUUCUGCAUCUGCAGCUUAAAACUGCACCAUGCACACUUCCAUACCUGUAUAAACAUGAUGCAGCACCUGAAAUCUUGUAUCAGGCAAGAACAAGACAACAUAUCUCCUAUAAAACUCCAGAAACCUCUCAUCCCCAAACACAUACGAAGAGCCCACUGAGCAUUUUCGGUCUAAAAGAGGUCUAAUAGACGUCUAAAUGUGGCCUGGACGACUGGUCUAAAAUCAGAGCUGAAUCUGAGCUAUAUCUAUACUACACAGUAUAUUGCUCAACAGCUAUCAUAAUUAUUUUGAUUAAGUACUUGAAGAUCAGUUGUGCAACUCAUAGUUGCAUUUUGUAAUAAAUAGUUAUUGAAUAAUGGGUUAAAGUGCAACGUCUAAAACUAUACAGAAUCUAGACAGUUGAAAAACUAGAUUUCUAAUAGCCGUCUAUUGCUCAGGGGGGAGUUAUGGAAAAAAGAGGUGAUGCAACACAAUGGUAAACCUGCUCCAGCUGUGUUUGCAGCAUCUAAUUUUAAAUGAACUUCAGCUCUUUAUCAAACAGUAAAAAUGUAAUAUUUGAAUGAUUUGAAAACCGUCAAAUUCUGUUUUUAUCCACCGUCCUGACUCUUAUGGAAGUGGGAUCGUAGAUUAAUUUUAAAUGAGGUAAAACAAAUCAGGGAAAAAUUGAGCAAGUCCUCUUAUAUAUCUGUGCACUUGCAAAUAAACCCAAAUGGUUUACAGCAUUGCUGAUGAAAUGAUACACAAAGUUUUACAGAAGUAUUUUCUCUGACGGAUGUGACAUGUGCAAAGUGAUUUUAAAGCCUGUGUUUUUCUCCUGUCUGCAGGGUCAGUUCACCGAAGGCUGAGAGCGCUCCAACCCUUAGACUCAUAAAGAAGAAGGGGCCCCACCUGUGGAGGUUAUCCACUCCCCCGAUCAGAGCUCCGCUGCCGUUCGACAGAGAGUCGUGUUUACAGAAGUCACAGUCUGUUCAGAGCCUGGUCUUGGACUGUGAGUUUCAUCUUCUUCUUCUUUAUCCAUCACUUCAAGUUUAAUUUAUAUUACCCAUUAGUAUCUAAGCUGUAUUGGCUUUUGGUUAAGCUGUACAAAGACUGCAUUUAGACAUAAUUCCUCUGUGGAGUUUUGCAAAUAUGUUUAAAUCAGGUUAGACUUUGUUUGGAUAUUGCUUUUAAUUUGCAGUGAUGGGUUUAUAGCACAGAAAACUAAGAGUUCAUUCAUAAAACUUUAACACAACCUCAUAAAAUGUCUGUUCAUUCUUUAAAAGAGUCAAAAUAAUCUCCUCUCUCCCUUUUUACUCCAGCUCCUCACUCACCGGAGCCCUCUAGUGACCAAAGAGAGUUCUGCAAGAGACCUCAGCAGCUUUUUCUGGAUCCCAGCGCUACCAGGCCGUCUUUCCAGUUAUAUUCCCCCUCCUCCAGCUCCCCUCAGUCGUCUCCUUCUCCUCUGCCCUGGGAGAGCCCCAAACUCAAGCCCCCGCUCUCCUACAUGAGCCCCACCGCCAGCUCAACAGCCAAAAGCAGCCGCUCCUCCUCGCUGGGAGAGGGCAUCAACAUGAGCACUCCACCUUGCUCCCCCUCCUUCGUCAAAGGCAGGAGGUCCUGUGGCGAUGUGGACAUCCAACCUCUGCUCACCUCGUCUCCCAUUGCGGCGUUCCCCUCCGCAGCCUCAUCGACAUCAUCUCUCUUCUCGUGUCCUCAGUCGAGCAGCCCCUCUCCAACUCAUACCCACCCCACUGCCGCAGUUUCACCCACUCCCUUCUCCCAGAACCUGCCGCAAUCUCGCAUCCCGCUUCCCAAACAGCCUCUCAGCCCCAGACGCAGCCUCUGCCUGGACGUGAUACCUGGGUCGAGUUGGUCCGGAGGAUCAGUGAGGGGUUCAAAUCCUGCAAUUAACUCUGGAUGUGACACUGCGGCUCCAUCAGGACACAGAGGUGAGAAAGAAAGACUCAUGCUGGAGAGAGGAUAACCAAACAUGUGAAAGUAAGAAGCUGAAAUGACAGGUUGUGUGUAUUUUGUUCGUUCCAGCACUGGGCAGGCGGCUUUCUCUGCGAGUAGACCCGUCUGUACAAAGUUCAAACCGAGGGAAGCUGAAGAGAAGCUCGCUUUCAGAAGUGUAAGUCUUUACGAUUCUCUUUCACAAGUUCUGCUCACAAAUUUGCCUCGAUUUGUUUGGUUUGAUUGUCGAAAGCAAGAGUCAAAAUUUUUCCCGGUAUGUUAUUUUGAUGCAUGUUCAUGAUUCUUCUGUCCAGUGCCAAGGAGUCUGCACAGCUAGCUGUAACCAAAGAGAGCCCCCUGGUGUCUGGACAGACCCACACAUCGAGCGCUGACCCUCAGCCAGGUGUGACCUCAGAGAGCUCAUUUACUAACCUGUCUGUCGCUACUACCGCUCCUCUUCAUCGCUGCAUCUCUUCACCCUGCUCGCCUUCGGCCUUCUGGCCCGUCUGUCCUGUUCCUCCGUCUGUCUCUGUGCCCUCCUGCUGCCAGCACUGCGAUUACAACAGUGAGUCCACUGAUGUCAUGUAGGAUAACAUGACGUAAAGUAGAUGUUUGGAGAUAUUUGAGUGUUAGAUUUGGUAAAAACAGCACAUUGUUUAAAAUGAAAAGCAGUCGGUAAGCUUUUAAAAUCAAAGUUAGAGCCACUGUGUGUUUUUUUUUAAAUAAAACACACAAAAUUAACACUGAUCCCUUUAUAUGACCGGCAAAAGCAAAAUAAAACUGUCAGUAAUAAAUAUGUGUUAAAGGGAUAUUCCGGCGUAAAAUUAAUUAAGGGUCAAACACAUCGUAACACAGAGUAAGACACCUCCUUGAGAGAUGAAUGUUGCCGACUGCUCGCUUCUCCAGUUAUAAAUAGACAUAUACAGCCUUGAAUACAAAGCUUAAAGGGAUACUCCGGCAUAAAAUUAAGUUAGGAUCAAACACACCGUAAUACCAAGUUAGACACCCCCCUCGAGAGAUGAAUGUUGUCAAUUACAGCGGGGUGACGCAGCUCAAGGAAGAACAUUUAUGAUCAUUACUUUAUCAUUUCCUUGAAUUAAUAAUCACUAUAUAAAUCAUUUUGCACUGCAGACUUUGUAGUUCUUCUGCCUUAGCGUCUCGGUCUGAUUGCAUUUCCAUGAAGUAAUGAUCAUAAAUGUUCUUCCUUGAGCUGCGUCACCCCGCAGCAGUCAACUGUAGGUCUCGCUACAAACAAGCGGCUGCUGGAAGAGAGUAGGUGAGUUGUGUUUGGGCUCUUUGUUAAAGAAAUCAGGCAAAGCUAAAAAGAUGUUUGGUGGCUAGUGCUAUGGCUGGGACUUUAUAUGUACUGUUGAUGACGUUAGGUGCUGUUCUCAGCAUUCUUUGUGGCUAUAGAGUGGAUUUCUGGUUGAGCGUGUGGCUCUCUGUAUUGCUAUCUGGGGUCGCUACUAAAGUUAUAACUAGAGAAGCAAGAGGUUGGGAACAUUCAUCUCUCAACAGGGUGUCUAACUCGGUGUUAAGGUGUGUUUGACCCUAACUUAAUUUUACACCGGAAUAUCCCUUUAAAGAGCAUUAUCAGCAGAGAUAUAUGAAGUACUGCAUUAUACACAGGGGCCUCCAUAAUUGAACAGGAGUUCCUCACAGCAGCUUUAAAAUGUCAAUAAAUUAGAUUCUUGAGAACCUCAGCAGAGUUUAGUGCAACAGGUUUGAUUGUGCAGACUCUCCUCACCUCUACUCGACUCUAGUCAUCCACUGAAUCUUUAAAAACAGGAUUUUAAGCCUCGUUAUACAGCAGAAAGACUUCACUGAGAACCACCGACCUUACUGAUGCAAAAAGAUCCCCUGAUGACGCUCAGUGAAUGAUAACUAAGUCAGCAGUUCGUUUUUAAAACAGAAGCCAAACAGAGGUGAUCCCGUCUCCUGUUUUUUUUUUCCUACAGCUUAGUUUUUCUGCAGAAUAGAAAGUCGUGAAAUCGUUUUUCUCGGUUUCACUGCUCGCACAGCUUCUGCUCUCUGGAUUUGUUUGUGCGGCAGCCUCCUCCUGUGUGUUUCGAUCUUGCUAACUUUACUGUGUUUUUUUCCUUGGGAUGCUCUUUAACAUUUGCAGCGGUCUGUUUCACUCGAUCAUCGUGUGUUUCUGCGAGCGCUGCUUUUCUCCAUGCUGUGUUCGACUUAAGAGUAAAGAGUCUUUUUUUCUCUCUCUGUCCGUCUGCAGAUCUCUCCAUCACCGUGGAAACUUGUCGGCAGGCUGUUUCUGAGCUCCACAGCAGUCUGAGGAAAACCGUCAUGCUUUACACUAAGGUCAGAAAGGCUGUGCGUGUGUGUGUGUUUGUGUGUGUUUGUGUGUCGAGAAAUAUCUCAUCAUAAAAUGGGAGCAACCCCCUACAAGUGCCUAAACAAAGUCAGCUUGUUUUCAUGGACAGAGGCACUAAAAGAGCUUUAUCUGUAGGAAAACCUCCUCCUGUCUGUCUGCUCUGAACAUGAAUAAAUCACCUGUCUGUGUUCAUUCAAACCAGGUGCUACAGUGUAACCAGCAGCCCAGUGAGGAUCAUCAAGAGAUGAGGAGCCUCCUGUCUGAAAGUCUGUUCACUGUCAAAGCCGAGCUGGACUCUCUGCCUCACCAACCUUCCUCACCCUCCUCCCCUCUGUGUGAGGGUCUGCGUUUGGACCAGGGAUCCAAAGUGGAAGGGGAAAAAGCUCUGGCUCUGCUGGAGCAGUACGCAGAGCUGCUGCUGAAGUCUGUGGAGAGGAGACUGGACACCAAGACCUGA